GAAAUGGAAAAGGGCAAGUCGACCUUGGGCGCAGCAGAGGGCUCGGUGAACGAUGACAUCAUGCCGCGGACAGGCUACACCACUCUAGCAGUGAUCAUUGGCAUCUUCUCCAUAGCUGGAGUCAUCCUGAAUGUGACAGUGAUAGUGGUGACCUUUCGACACAGGCAGCUGCGUCAGCCUCUGAAUUAUGCCCUCGUUAACCUGGCUGUUGCCGAUUUGGGCUGCGCAGCAUUUGGAGGGCUACCAACCACUGUCACAAAUGCAAUGGGUUACUUCAGUUUGGGGAGAGUUGGUUGUGUUCUGGAGGGUUUCGCUGUGGCUUUCUUUGGAAUUGCGGGGUUGUGCUCGGUAGCAGUCAUCGCGGUCGACCGUUACAUUGUGGUGUGCAGGCCAAUGGGCACGGUCAUGUUCCAGACGAGACAUGCGGUGCUGGGCGUGGUCCUCUCAUGGGUGUGGUCAUUUGUGUGGAACACGCCCCCACUGUUUGGGUGGGGCAGCUUUGAGUUGGAGGGAGUGAGGACAUCCUGCGCUCCUGACUGGUACAGCAGAGAUGCUGGAAACGUCUCAUACAUCGUCUGCUACUUUCUCCUCUGCUUCGCUUUGCCUUUCUCAGUCAUCGUGGUCUCCUACACACGUCUCCUGCUGACCUUACGCCAGGUGGUCAAACUCCAGAUGUCUGAGAGUUGGAGUACAGCCAAGGCAGAGACGCAGGUGGCCCGGAUGGUGGUCGUCAUGGUGAUGGCCUUCCUGCUCACCUGGUUGCCUUAUGCGGCGUUUGCCCUAUCUGUGAUUCUGGACCCACAUCUUCACAUUGACCCUCUGAUCGCAACCGUGCCCAUGUAUCUGGCAAAGAGCAGCACAGUCUUCAACCCCAUCAUCUAUAUAUUUAUGAACAGACAGUUCAGAGACUGUGCUGUGCCCAUCCUGCUGUGUGGGAGAAAUCCAUGGGCGUCUGAGUCAGAAGAAUCAGAGGACGAGACCAUAGUCUCUUCAGUUGGCAAGACUAAUAAGAUAUUUCCAUCAUGA
This is a messenger RNA of Chanos chanos (milkfish), 1026 nucleotides long. RefSeq names its product parapinopsin a (gene parapinopsina). Gene Ontology annotation, cellular component: membrane. Gene Ontology annotation, molecular function: G protein-coupled receptor activity. The record is from RefSeq and is a predicted model, not a curated record. The transcript has 4 exons. Lineage: Eukaryota; Metazoa; Chordata; Actinopteri; Gonorynchiformes; Chanidae. The coding region runs from base 4 to 1026 and encodes 340 amino acids. Gene Ontology annotation, biological process: G protein-coupled receptor signaling pathway; visual perception.